Messenger RNA from Xyrauchen texanus (razorback sucker), 1333 nucleotides. RefSeq names its product sushi domain-containing protein 3-like. The record is from RefSeq and is a predicted model, not a curated record. The coding region runs from base 41 to 622 and encodes 193 amino acids. NCBI's taxonomy places the organism in Eukaryota, Metazoa, Chordata, Actinopteri, Cypriniformes, Catostomidae. The transcript is spliced from 5 exons. Gene Ontology annotation, cellular component: plasma membrane.
CUUCUGUCCGUCUGACAGACAGGUGUGUGAAGUGUCGUCUAUGGGAGACUGGGGCGGCGAUCAUAACCGAACAGGUCAGUGUAGGUCAGUGCCCCUGCUGUCUCCUGUCAUUGGCAGUCUGAAGCUUGUGUCUGGAGAUGGCACCAGGGUUGGUACAGUGAUCAAACUGCAGUGCCCCUCCAGACACCGUGCAGUGAGCGGCAGUCACAUCUCAUGUGUGUGGAGCAGCAACGACAUGCAGUGGACUGGAGGGACACCAGAGUGCAUACCUCUCACACGGUUUGAGGACGAGGGCUUCCGCUUGGCUUUUCUCAUAUCCUUCAUCAGUGUGGUUUUCAUUCUCUUCAUGAGCAUCAUCUUCAUCACUUCCUGUCUGGUGAGCUACGUGAGGCGAGACGAGAGGAGAAAGAUGGAGAGAGCAAGAAAAAGGGAGGAGGCAAAGUUUUGGCAUCAAAUAGACAUUGAGGGUCUGGAGCAGCAGAGAGAAGGGUUACACAACCACAAAACCAGAAACAACAACAACAACAACAGCAACAACAGCACAGAGGAGAGAGACGACACACAAGAACAACAGCAGACAACCAAACAUUUACCCACGGUGACCUGCAGGUGUCAUCAGUAAGGGGGAGGACAGACACUUCUGUGGGGGGCUUCUUGUAGACCACCGUUGGAAUUGACAGUACUUAUUCAGCACACCUGCACCACCUGUACAGAUGAUCUCUAUAUGAGGAGGUCAUCUAAGUCUAUGGAGCCCACAAGACCCCGACUGAGAAUGAAUCCUUUUAGUUUGUUGUUUUAAUGAUUGCGAAUGUGUUUCCCAGCCGUGUUCAAUUGAAUGUUGUUUUGGUUACUCUGUGCAUGAAAUAACAUGUAUUGUCACAUAAUACUGCAUCAGUAUUUACUGUAUACUGCUCAUUUCUGAAAAAGUAUGCAAUGCAGUAUACAUUAGGAAACAAUGUCUUAAAUACAUGUUUUAUAUGGUUAUCAAUGACCCAUGCCACAUUACUUGAACAUUAAUUAUGCAUUUAUAGUGUUUCUUCAUUUUGCUUGAUUUUUAUUCAACCCUUGCGGCCUUUAUCAUUUAUCUUUAGUACUUUUUAAAAAUCUUUUAUGUUUAGAUUUGACUGUUGUUUUAUAUAUAUAUUAAAUGCUUAUUACAAACAAAUAAUCAUUUUCAAAUGUUUUUAGGAGUAUUUUUGAUCAAUUUAAUGCAUUAUUGGUGAACAGAAGCAUUUACAGUAUUUUCCAAAAACACAAAAAUGUUUUGAAAGCUUUAUUCUGUAAACAUCCACGUCAUAUCUCCACUUCAAUUCAGCUGUUACAGAAAUAUAGA